Centropristis striata (black sea bass) is the source of this 1288-nucleotide messenger RNA. RefSeq names its product regulator of G-protein signaling 20. Bases 112 to 777 code for a protein of 221 amino acids. The record is from RefSeq and is a predicted model, not a curated record. Lineage: Eukaryota; Metazoa; Chordata; Actinopteri; Perciformes; Serranidae. The transcript has 5 exons.
CAGGAAACGCAUGCGCGCAGAGGAAAACCGACCGGUUUGUGUCAAGUCGAGGCAGACGGAUGUGAUCGAGCCAAAAAUCACCUGUAUUCUGGCAUUCAUGGUGACACAUCCAUGGGCUCAGAGCGGCUGGAGAUGCGCAAGAGACAGAUGCAGGUUCAUCAGGAAGCAGCUGCCAGUGUCCUCCAAGCGCGCCACAGAAUGGGAAACACCCCCACCAACGCCUCAAACGCCUGCUGCUUCUGCUGGUGCUGCUGCUGUAGCUGCUCCUGUUUGACUGUUCGGAGCGAGGACGAGACAAUACAGAGGUCCACUUUCGAGCGCAGAACAGAGGGAAACGCUAAUUGUGAAGAAAGCCCGAAGCCUACUCUGGAUGACGCUCGCUGCUGGUCGAUGUCGUUUGAAAAGGUGAUGAAAAGUGCAGCGGGUCGCGGCUGCUUCAGGCAAUUCCUGCGGACGGAGUUCAGCGAGGAGAACAUGAUGUUCUGGCUCGCCUGUGAGGACCUCAAAAAGGAGACCAACAAGACUGUGGUGGAGGAGAAAGUCCGGCAAAUAUACGAGGACUUCAUCUCAAUCCUUUCCCCUAAAGAGGUCAGUCUGGACUCUCGUGUUCGAGAGGUGAUAAACCGCAACAUGCUGGAGCCGACCUCGCAAACGUUCGACGACGCCCAGCAGCAGAUCUACACGCUGAUGCAGAGAGACUCGUACCCUCGCUUCAUAAACUCGUCGGCGUACACGGAUCUGUUGAAGACCCUGGAGGAGCCUCCCCCCGAGCCAUAAGACUGACUCUCCAAUGACACACAGUUAGCUUUUCAAAAAAUGGCGCAUGCGUCCCACCCGAAGGAGUUUUGUGUUCCUGUUGGAGUCCUGCUAUUUAGAGAAAGACAGACAGGAAAAUGAACACUACUUAAAACCGGUCUUUAUCCAGCUGUUAACUGCUGUUUAUUUACCCACGCUUACCAAAAUACUUGGAGCAAACAAGAACACAUGCUGGCUCCAGCAUCAGUUACUUGUUUGACAACAUAUCUAUAUUUUUAUAUAUUCCCUAGCGCUUGACAUUGCACUUUUCUACCUUGUUUAAUGAGGGAAAGCAUGUAUCUGUGAGCACUGCAUUUGUAUUUAGGUAUAUUGUGAGCCUUAAUGCAUAUCCAGUCCUUGUAGAAACCAAUAGGUUUUAUUUAACAGUAACUUAAGAAGAAGGAAAGUGCCUUGGAAUAAGAUCUUCUACACUAGCACCUUUGGUCGAACAUGAAUGGUGCAACAAUGACUUCAUACGUUGGUGCUUUCAGCU